AUAUGAUCUAUACAUCCAUGAGGACAAGCAGCUAAGCUAGCCACUUGCAAUCUGCGAGGAUCAUACAUUACAUAUCGUUUGCUUGCAGCCGGAAAUGGCGGCAACGAGGGCGGAGGGCGAGCCGCCGCCGUUCACCCAUGAGGACAAUCGCCGCUUCCUCCAGAUGCUCCGCGACAAGAAGCAAAUGCUGGGAGUCGCCAGCCUCAAGGCCGUGGAGGUGCAGUUCCAGGACCUCACCGUGGAGAUCCACGAGCGCAUCGGCCGCCGGGAGCCGCCGACGCUGCCCAACUGCGUCGUCAACGCCGCCCAGGAGUUGGCAUCAUAUUCGCACAUGUGUACUACAAGGAAAAGAGCAAUCAAAAUUAUAAAUGGAGCAAGCGGAACAAUUCGACCGUCAAGGAUGACACUUCUACUGGGAGCACCUGGUUCCGGGAAAACAACCUUUUUAAAAGCAUUGGCAGGAAAGCUGGAUUUGUCUUUGAAGCGCAAAGGAAAGCUCAUGUACAAUGGAGUUGAAGUCAAUUCCUCAACACCACAACACUUGCAUGCUUACAUUAGCCAGUAUGAUCUUCAUCAUGCUGAGAUGACUGUCAGAGAGACGAUUGAUUUUGCAUCCAAUAUGUUGGGAACCAAUAACGAAUUCGAGAUGAUCGGAGAAGCCGCAAGAAGAAAACAUGAUGUUGUAAACGAAGUUGACAAAAAUCUUGACUCAUUUAUUAAGGCUACCACAUUUGGAGAAGGAAGAAACCUUACAACAAACUACAUUAUCAAGAUACUUGGUUUGUCUGAGUGUACAGAUACCCUAGUGGGGGAUGAGAUGAGGAGAGGCAUAUCUGGAGGACAAAAGAAAAGAUUAACAAUCGGAGAAAUGCUAGUUGGUCUAGCAAAAUGCUUCUUUAUGGAUGAUAUUUCAACUGGUCUUGAUAGCUCCACGACGUACGAGAUCAUAAAAGUUAUACAACAAAUGGUUCAUUUACUAGAUCUCACGGUGGUUAUUUCCUUACUUCAACCACCUCCUGAGACAUUGGAAUUAUUUGACGACAUAAUUCUUUUAUGUGAGGGCCAAAUUGUAUACCAGGGUCCUCGAGAAAAUGCUACUGAUUUUUUUGAGAUUAUGGGAUUCAAAUGCCCCGGCAGGAAGAAUAUAGCUGACUUCCUUCAAGAGGUGACCUCCAAGAUGGACCAAAAGCAAUAUUGGAUUGGUGAACAACAUAUGUAUCACUACCAUUCAAUUGAGAAAUUUGUGGUAUCAUUCCAUUCAUCCUAUCUCCCUCGACUUGUACAAGACAACCUUUUACUGCCAAAUAGUAAUAUAGUAAACGGCGAGGUGGUAAAAACUGGUUCAGGUCUCUCCAGAUGGAAUAUUUUCAAGGCAUGUUUUUCAAGAGAAGUACUACUUCUGAAAAGAAACUCCCCGAUACACAUAUUCACAACCAUACAGAUAACUAUCCUUGCUUUGGUGAUAUCGACUAUUUUCCUUCGGACAAAUAUGAACCACAAAUCUAUACUUGAUGCCAACAAGUAUGUUGGAGCUCUCUUUAUUGCUGUUAUGCUAGUAAACUUCAAUGGCAUGAUUGAAAUUGCAAUGACAAUCAAGAGACUUCCCACUUUCUACAAACAAAGAGAGUUACUAGCAUUGCCAGGAUGGGCACUUCUUACUCCAAAUUUCCUUCUUAGUAUCCCAAUAUCACUUAUGCAGACAGGUCUUUGGACCAGCUUAACCUACUAUGUGAUUGGCUAUGCACCUUCCUUUAUUAGAUUCAUGAAGCACUUCUUGGUACUUUUUUCCAUGCAUCAAACAUCAAUGGGCAUGUGUCGUUUGUUAGCAGCAGUGGCAAGGACGCUAGUAAUGGCCAAUGUUCUAGCAACCACAACCCUUAUAGCAAUCUUUAUAUUUGGAGGCAUCGUCAUUUCGAAAGAUGAUCUCAAACAAUGGUUACAAUGGGGAUAUUGGACAUCACCAUUCACCUAUGCGCAGAAUGCAAUCUCCUUAAAUGAGUUCCUUGAUGAAAGAUGGGCUACAGAAUUUCAUUAUGAAAAUGCUAAUACGAUUGGUGAAGCUAUCCUCAAGAUCAGGGGGUUUCUCACAGAGUCUCACUGGUAUUGGAUUUGUGUCGGCAUUUUAUUUGGAUUCGCGCUCGUCUUCAAUGUACUCAGUGUAUUCGCACUGGAGUUCUUGAAUUCGCCACAUAAACGUAAAGUUCACACCAAUGCCACGGAUACAAUGAUGGAGUGUCCAACCAAAAAAAUUGGAUCUCACGAUGCAUCAAUUCCACAAGGUGUCCUUCCAUUUCAGCCUCUUUCCUUUGCAUUCGAUGCUAUCAAUUAUUCUGUCGAUAUGCCUAAGGAGAUGAUGAAGUAUGGAGUAACAGAGAAAAAACUUCAUCUACUACAAGAUGUCAGCGGUGCUUUUAGGCCAGGAGUGCUAACAGCUCUGAUGGGGAUCACUGGUGCUGGAAAGACAACAUUGCUCGAUGUUUUGGCCGGAAGAAAAACCGGAGGGUAUAUUGAAGGUACUAUCAAGGUAGCAGGAUACCCAAAGAAGCAAGAGACAUUUUCAAGGAUCUCAGGCUAUUGUGAACAAAGUGACAUUCACUCCCCUAACCUCACUGUAUAUGAGUCACUUCAGUUUUCUGCAAGACUUCGCUUGCCUUCAGAAGUUACAUCACACCAAAGAGAUAUGUUUAUACAUGAAGUGAUGCACCUAGUUGAGUUAACAGGAUUGAAGAAUGCAAUGGUGGGUCUAGCAGGAGCAACUGGCCUGUCAGCUGAGCAACGAAAACGGCUAACAAUGGCCGUGGAGCUGGUAGCUAGUCCUUCCAUAAUAUUUAUGGAUGAACCAACCACUGGCUUGGAUGCCCGUUCUGCAGCAAUUGUCAUGAGAGCUGUAAGAAAGACAGUAGACACGGGACGAACUAUUGUAUGCACAAUUCAUCAGCCAAGCAUUGAGAUAUUUGAAUCAUUUGAUGAGCUUCUACUUAUGAAAAGAGGUGGUCGGAUCAUAUAUAGUGGUUCACUAGGUCCACAUUCUUGCAACAUGAUAAAGUAUUUCGAGGCUAUACCUGGUGUUCCUAGAAUAAAAGAGGGACAAAACCCAGCAGCAUGGAUGUUGAAUGUUAGUUCACACACAACAGAAUACGAGAUUGGACUGGACUAUGCAGAAAUUUAUCGACGCUCCUCUCUAUACAAGGAGAACAUGAUUCUAGUUGACGAGCUUGGAAAACCAACACCUGGCACAGAGGAUCUACAUUUUCCUCCAAUAUACUGGCAGAACUUUAGGGCACAAUGCAUGGCUUGCUUGUGGAAACAAAGAUGUGCAUAUUGGAAAAACCCGGAGCAUAAUGUUGCUAGAUUCCUAAACACGUUUGUUCAAUCAACUAUGUUUGGAGUUGUAUUUUGGCAAACUGGAUCAACGAUUAAACAGCAACAAGAUAUAUUCAACAUACUAGGACUCAUAUAUGGAACAUCACUAUUUCUGGGCUUCAAUAAUUGCACUAUGUUACAACCAGUUGUGGCCGUGGAGAGGGUUGUUCUCUAUCGAGAAAAGGCGGCAGGCACAUACUCCACCUUGGCCUAUGCCAUAGCUCAGGUGGCAGUUGAAUUGCCUUACAUGCUUGUCCAAGUGUUCAUGUUCGCGGUAAUCAUUUACCCAAUGAUUGGAUUCCAAAUGACCGCUGGCAAGUUCUUUGAGUUUAUCCUUUACAUGGUGCUAAGUUACAUGUACUACACACUCUUCGGGAUGAUGACGGUAGCAUUGACACCAAACGUUGAGAUAGCUUCUGGAUUAGUCUACCUUAUCUUCCUCUUUUGGAAUGUCUUCUCCGGCUUCGUCGUUGGAAGAUUGCUAAUCCCGGUGUGGUGGAGGUGGGCGUAUUGGGCAAACCCAUCAGCAUGGACGGUGUAUGCGCUCAUGUUCUCGCAGCUGGGUGAUCGUACGGAGCUAAUUCUUGUGCCCGGGCUGCCAGACCAGACAGUGAAGGAGUUCCUCGAGAGCUACCUUGGCCUCGAGGACGUCUACAUGAACCUUGUCACCUACCUGCAUGUGGCCAUUAUCGCCUUGUUCGCCAUUGUCUUAUUUAUCUCCUUGAAGUACCUCAAUUUCCUGCGGAGAUAGAACAAACAUAAUGAAUGAUGUCAUCUGAAUUACAAGUACACUAAGUGAUAAACCACUUUACUGUAUAAAGCUAAGAGAAGAGAAGCGCCCAAUUAAUUAUAAUAAACACAUGAGCACAAUGAUGUUGGUUCAAGAGGAAAUGUUGAAGUAAUCACCAUAUUUGAGUGAGAUGUUGUAUAUGUACUCUCUCCGUUCUAAAUAUAUUGUAAUUCUAGUAUUGUCUUAAGUCAAACUUCUUUUAAUGUUGACCAAGUAUAUAAGAAAAUAUCAUUUGUAACAACAAAUUAGUUCAAUUAGAUUGAUCAUAAAUAUAUAUAUCUACUAUGAAUAUUUGAUAUUGAAGACAUUAGCA
This is a messenger RNA of Triticum dicoccoides, 4466 nucleotides long. Its product is annotated as ABC transporter G family member 45-like. The record is from RefSeq and is a predicted model, not a curated record. The coding region runs from base 95 to 4114 and encodes 1339 amino acids. The transcript has 22 exons. Lineage: Eukaryota; Viridiplantae; Streptophyta; Magnoliopsida; Poales; Poaceae. Gene Ontology annotation, cellular component: membrane. Gene Ontology annotation, molecular function: ATP hydrolysis activity; ATP binding; ABC-type transporter activity.